AUGGCAUUUAGUAGGCAACGACUGAUUGUGAAAGCAGAAUCUUCAAUGCAGAAGAUAAUGGAGAUCAUACAAUCUUACAGAAUGAAGUUUGCAGUUAAUUGUGAGGGGUUUCAGUAUCGACUUGGUGACUUCCAGGUGCGAGUAGGCAAAGUUGUUCAAAUAAAUUCUGAGAACUUGAGGGAAAUAGUUAUAGAGAUGGAUUAUCUUUUGAUUUCCUCAUGGGGAACAUCAGAUCUGAUUAUGAGUGAAUUCUUUGAGAUAUAUAAGGAAACUCUUGGUAAAAAAUCAUUGCCAGGUCAUUUUGUGCACACUGAACCAAAUUUUUUAAAGUUUGGCCUCUCUGAUCAAUACACUUCACAACAUACUGUCAUAAAAUAUGCUAGCAUCUUGGCUCAAAUGACAACAACAUCUCAAUCAUCAUAA
Solanum lycopersicum (tomato) is the source of this 423-nucleotide messenger RNA. RefSeq names its product mediator of RNA polymerase II transcription subunit 20a-like. Gene Ontology annotation, cellular component: mediator complex. Gene Ontology annotation, molecular function: transcription coactivator activity. Gene Ontology annotation, biological process: regulation of transcription by RNA polymerase II. NCBI's taxonomy places the organism in Eukaryota, Viridiplantae, Streptophyta, Magnoliopsida, Solanales, Solanaceae. The record is from RefSeq and is a predicted model, not a curated record.